Molecule: messenger RNA, 3577 nt
Organism: Daphnia pulex (common water flea)
Lineage: Eukaryota; Metazoa; Arthropoda; Branchiopoda; Diplostraca; Daphniidae
Product: ATP-dependent RNA helicase DHX30-like
Exons: 16
Coding region: 1-3519 (1172 amino acids)
Cellular component (GO): cytoplasm; intracellular anatomical structure; nucleus
Molecular function (GO): G-quadruplex RNA binding; DNA helicase activity; ATP binding
Source: RefSeq, a predicted model, not a curated record
AUGUUUCGCUUUUGUGCCGCCGAUGUACUCAAUUGGAAUCAGAAAAAUGUGAUUUCUCGGUGUCUAAUCGUGUCUUAUUACAAUUGUUUGCGAGUUCGUUUAUGUCAUGCACCGAGACUGGGAGAAACAAUCCACCAUCAUGAAACGAAGGGGCGGAAUUUACACCCGAAACCUGCGCGAAGUGUUGUCAACGAAACAUUUCAAUCAAUUUCCCAAAAGCUAAAACUACCCUUUCUUAAGCCAGUUUACACAACCAUUCCUAUCCAUGGAGAAGGCAGAGCGUUUAAAACCAUUUUGACUCUUAAAUGGCCUGAAAAACAAAGUUUUGAAGCAAUAGGGAAAAACAAGAGAGAGUUAGAAGAAUUAGUUGCUAAACAAGCAUUGACUGCUUUGCAAGAUUCUAAUAUUAUUUCAGCUACAGGAAAGCUAGUGUGUGAGCUCAACACUCACAAGACUUUUGUGCCUCCCAAUAGUGAUGAACCAACCCAACCUUCUGUUACUGAAAACAAAGAAGAGUUUGCAGCUAUUGAGGCCACAUUUCCUAACUACAAAUCAACUUUGCUUAAUUGCUUCAUGAAAAUUUCAAAUCACAUGAAAGACGCCAAUUUUAUCGCUCGCCCGACAUUUAAACAUUUAAAAAGGAAAACAAACUCGAAAUGGCAAGCAAGCUAUAACUUGAAAUGGCCCGAGGCAAAGGAGUUUUCGGGAGAGGGAACUACUCGUGCCGAAGCUGAAAAACGUGCUAUACUUUCUGCUUUAAAUUGGUUGACGACAAACAAUCACUUACACAAAGAUGGUUAUCCGAAUUUAUAUUCCAAGGAAGAGCUCCAAGAAUUGAAAAAAAAUACAAGCAAUCCAGCUUCAGUUAAAUUAUCUCCAGUAUUAGUAGAAGAGCUAGAGGAAGUGUUGAACGAUUUCAAAAUUUUAAAACCUCUGCUGGACGAAAAUCGAGCAGUCUUUGAACGGGAAAUUGCCGCCAGGAACUUGAUUCGAGAAGAUGAAGAAGGAAUAGAGGAAGUAGAAGAAGAACUCGAACUAGAAGAAUCUCUAGGCAAUUUACCCAUUUCAUCAACUAACGAAUGGAAAUGUGAUGAUAACCAGGAAGUCCCAGUAGAUCCACUUACAGGACGAAGACUUCCGGUAUUAAGUCCAACAGAAAUUAAAAAACGAUGUGAUGAGUUGUACCGUAGUGCACAAAUGAGACUAGUAGAAAAAUCCGGUCCAGUUAUUCCUCAUCUUCCAAUUGCGGAAAAGCGUGAUGAAAUUCUAGAUUUAAUUGAAAAAAAUCGCGUCGUUGUGCUUAGCGGAGAUACUGGAUGUGGAAAAAGUACACAGAUGCCCCAGUAUUUGCUGGAUUCGUAUGCACUCAAGCAUCGUGGCACUGACUGCAAUAUAAUCGUAACACAGCCACGUCGCUUGGCCGCUCUUUCGUUAGCGCAAACUGUCGCAGGUCAUCGCGGAGAAAAAGUUGGUGAUAGCGUCGGUUACCAAGUGCGAUUAAACUCAGUGCUUCCUAGUCAGCAACAGGGUCGCAUACUCUUCUGUUCGACUGGCAUUCUUCUCCGAAGACUUCAAGCUUGUCCGAAUAUGUUAGGCAUAUCCCAUUUAAUUAUCGAUGAAGUACAUGAACGAGACUGUUUGACCGAUUUCACGUUAGUCAUCAUCAAAGAUCUUUUGCGAACAAAUCCGUUGUUAAAGGUAAUACUGAUGAGCGCGUCGCUAAAUGCGGACUUGCUGUCGCGCUACUUUGAUUCAGCGCCACUUACUCACGUCAGCGGAAGGGCUUUCCCUGUACAAAAACGCUUUUUAUCUGAAAUCAGACAGUUGACCCAAAGUUUUGGAAGUAGAAUAAAUAAUGCCGUAACCCUGAAACCCAUGGUCGACCAAGAUUUACUAGUCAAACUGGUUCGCCACAUCGACCUUAACAAACCUUCUCAAGGCUCGAUUUUGGUUUUCCUACCGGGUUGGGCUGACAUUAAAAACCUGCACUCUAAAUUAAAGGAGUUUUAUCCAAGCGAGGAAACUCACUGGAUUUUACCGGUCCACUCAAGACUUUCACAAACUGAACAGGAACGGAUAUUUGAUCGCCCCCCUGAAGGUGUCAGAAAAAUUGUGCUGGCCACUAAUAUAGCUGAAACUAGUUUAACGAUUCCGGAUUGUGUCUACGUGAUAGAUCCAGGGGUUCAUAAAGAGCUAAGAUACAAUUCUCAGCGUGGUACAGCUGUUAUGGAGAAUCAGUGGGUAUCCAAAGCCAAUGUUCAGCAGAGAGCGGGUCGCGCUGGACGUGUUCAACCAGGAGAAUCAUUCCAUCUGUACUCACAAGAGAAGUUUGAAGAAAUGGAGCCUUUCCCACAGGCAGAAAUUCUCCGAAUUCCGCUCGAGAAGGUAGUCAUGGACAUUAAGGCGUAUGAUGAAAAUCUGAAAUCAGUUGAUUUCUUAAGCCGGACAUUGGAACCUCCUACACAUCGUUCGAUCUACGACGCAAUUCAAGAAUUGCAGUCGAUCGGUGCGUUGGACGAAUACGAACACCUUACACCACUGGGACGACGUAUCGCCCAGUUUUCCACGCAUCCUCGUUUGGCCAAAUCACUAGUCUUUGCAACUCUUUUCCGCUGUCUCGAUCCAGUCGCAUCAAUCGUGGCUGGCCUUAGUUCAGCUCGUGAGGGCUGGUCUGUGGAAUCUACUGUCGAAAAACAACGACAAGUUAUUCGGCAAGCCAAGAAUCGGUUUCAUUCAACAAGCGACCACCUGGCUUUGGCCAAUUUAGUGAAACAGUUUCGUAAUCAACGUGGUCGAUAUGAAGUUGAUGAAUUCUGCGAUCAAUUUCGAGCCAAUCCCAAAUCACUUUAUUUUCUCAGAGGUGUUAGGAGUUUGUUAGUAGACCAUUUAAAGGAUGCGAAUUUACUAAGUGAUAGGCAGGACGCCGAUUCUACUCGUCACCCGGUGAACAUGUACGCGGACAAUGAAGAAAUGGUCAAAGCGGCUCUCCUUAUGGGAUUCGGUGAUCGAAUUCUCAGAGUACGUAGAGGAAGAAUGAUAAAAGGAAUGAUCAGAUCCAAUGAAACCGUCAUUUUGAGCGAGAAGCAUGGACCGGUUCAUAUUGUGCCAGAUUCAGUCAACGCUGACGUUAAGAGAAUUAAUUCCGAUUUUGUCUUCUAUUUCAAUGGCAUUUUUUCAACGGAACGUAGAGCUUUUGUCGUACGAGAUACAACCCAGAUAUCGAACAUAGCUACGUUGCUGACUGCUGGAAAGUCGAUUGCAAACGACAAUUUAAACUCACCAAAUGAUUCUGUAAAUAUCGUUGUUGACGGUAGCAGAAACAUGAAGUUUGCUUGUUUGUCAAGGGAAUCAGAGCUUUUAAUGGGCCUUCGAUACUCUUUGGGUGAAACCUGUGAUUUUCUACUGCGGACUGCUGGAUCACGACAAACGAAUGAUGUUGCUGCAACUGUAGGAAAAUUUCAUGGGCGACAGAUUGAAUUGCUUUCACGUUUGUUGUCACCAAAGGACGACUUUGAGUAAUUAGAUAAAAUUAAUUCUAUAGUGAACAAUUAAUAAUAAAUUAAUGAUUUGUUAUAAA